UGCGCGAUGCGCAAGGCGGACGUAGCGGUUGUUCGAACAUUAGUCAAGUAUAGUUGUCGUUGAUACAUUGCACCGCGAGUAGUUUGUUGUUGGCGUGGUUCGUUUCCGUGGCACGCAGAACUGUGAAAAUUAAGACGCGUAAUGCCAUUAGCCAGCGUUACGGUAGUAAUCGUUAGGUAGAUCGAUUGGUCGUAGGAGGAACAACAGAUGAAUAUUUGCAACCGAACGCUGUAACUGAGAGUCGAGGAAAAAUGUGGAGUCCAACGCACGUUCAAGUGACAGUUCAAAGAGCGAAGAACUUGUUAACCAAAGGGAAACACAAGAGCAACGAUUGUUUCGUCACGAUCGCACUUGGAAAGGAGAAAUAUCAGACGUCCGUGAAGGAGAAAUCACCGAAAGACGUGGAAUGGCACGAGGAAUGCGAAUUACUUAUCCCGGAACAAGGAAACACAGCGGAAAUUGUCCUUACCGCCCUUCAUCGGAAUUUCUUGGGUGUCGACGAGUUCCUUGGUACCAUCAGCGUCCCCCUCUCCAGCUUCGACGUAUACGAAAGACCGAGGAAUCGAUGGUACACACUUGGAAGUAAGCCAGGCAAGGAAAAUACGAAAGAGAGAGGUGAACUUGAAGUAAAGAUAGGUUUCAUCGUAAAAGCUGGAAGUUUGACCGAUUUGAGUCAUAAAGAACGGCACAAAAGCUCCCUUGGUCAGUUAUCCACGGCUGCCCACUCGAUCGGUGGAAGUUUACUCAGCAUAGGUAGCUUCGAGAAGCGCAAAGGCUUGAAGAAAUUAGCAAAAUCCAUUGGAAACCGCGUGAAAGGAAAGAGCAAGCAUAACAUACACAAGGGGGAUGACUUAGACGAAAGGGAGGAGCAUAAAUUCAGGACUACUCGACAGGAACCUGGCGAGGCUGAUCCUGGUGUUAUCAGCGAGGACGAGGACGAAUUUACGUUCGACGACUUAUCCCAUAAGAGUUCAGCGUCGUCUUUAAAUGCUCCCGUGGUGGGUGGCAACAGUAACAGCGUGGGUUCGAUAGCCUCGAGCACCUCCUCCGGUAAUAAUGUUAACGAUGCGCAUCAUCUCCCUCCAGCGCCAAUAAACGCAGCACCUAGCAAACCGCCACGGUUCUCCAUGAGUGCAUCCACCACAUCUUUAUCCAAGGUGGAUUGUAUCAAGGAGGACGAAUGGGGUUUGAAACUUUAUGGAAAGCAAGUUAAUAAUAAUGUUAAAAGGUGGGAACGUAAUCCAAGUCCUAAAAUUGUGAUAGACGAGCCAAAGGACGAACAUCGCGAAUCUUCCCCUGUAACUUCACCGUCGUCGACUUUGAAGCGUCACGAAGCUCCGGAACCUCCGAGUCCGGCACCACGAGAAAUUUUCCACAUGAAGAACAGGGAAGAAAAGUUUGUGUCGAAUAAAGAGAAGAACGCGAAAGAAGAGAAAUUGAAGGAAAAGAAAGAGGAUAAAUAUGGUUACUGGAGUCCGAAGGAUGAAAAGCAACAAAGAAAGGACAAGAAAAAGGACAAAGAGAAUAAUAAGUUGAAGGAUUUCAACGACGAUAACACUUUAUCUACGGAGAGAAUUAUCAUCGGAGGUGAAGACGCGGUUAGAACAGUGACAGGAAAAAGCCACUUGCCUCAUGAAGUACUCGCUCAAUUUGAAGGAAAAUCGAGAGAGGAUCUGAUAGAGCUGACGCUACAACUGCAAGCGGACGUAACAGAGAAAAAGAAACGCCUAACUGACUUGGAAGAUUAUAUAGAUGCGUUAUUACUGCGGGUAAUUGAAUGCUCACCGCGGUUGCUACAAAACCCAUACCAGUCACAGAGACGAUUACGACGUUGA
Molecule: messenger RNA, 1835 nt
Organism: Habropoda laboriosa
Lineage: Eukaryota; Metazoa; Arthropoda; Insecta; Hymenoptera; Apidae
Gene: Rip11
Product: rab11 family-interacting protein 2
Exons: 7
Coding region: 252-1835 (527 amino acids)
Biological process (GO): regulated exocytosis
Cellular component (GO): intracellular membrane-bounded organelle
Molecular function (GO): small GTPase binding
Source: RefSeq, a predicted model, not a curated record